Octopus sinensis (East Asian common octopus) is the source of this 3301-nucleotide messenger RNA. Its product is annotated as adhesion G-protein coupled receptor G6-like. Gene Ontology annotation, biological process: G protein-coupled receptor signaling pathway; cell surface receptor signaling pathway. The record is from RefSeq and is a predicted model, not a curated record. The transcript has 23 exons. Gene Ontology annotation, molecular function: protein binding; G protein-coupled receptor activity. Gene Ontology annotation, cellular component: membrane. The coding region runs from base 62 to 3031 and encodes 989 amino acids. NCBI's taxonomy places the organism in Eukaryota, Metazoa, Mollusca, Cephalopoda, Octopoda, Octopodidae.
UUACCGAAAUAAUAUUUCGAAUAUUGACCAAGGAAGUUUUCAAAGUCUUCAUAGAUUACGGAUGUUAACAUUGGUGCAUAAUAAGAUCGAGAAAGUCGAACGUGGAAUCUUCCAAGGCCUUAACAAUUUACAGCAAUUGUAUCUAAAUGGAAAUAAUAUUUCGAGUAUUGAACAAGGAAGCUUCCAAGGUCUUCCUCGAUUACAGCAGCUAUAUUUGAACAACAACUCAAUACAAAAAUAUGAAGAUGGCGCUUUCUUUUUCCUCCCCAGCAUAGCUGGCAUUAACCUCGAAAACAAUGACCGUAUGGUGUGUGGAUGUCACCUGCCAGCCUUCGUACGACAUAUUAAAAAAGUCUAUAGCAGAACUGUGGACGUCAAUGGCACAUGUGAGGAGGCUCCAGGCAAACUAAUACCUAUACUGAAGUAUUCGCAAUGUCAAAAUUACUCGUUAUUUCAACGGAAUUUGCAGUGUCAAACAUGUUCAAAGAUGAUAUGCAAUGAUUUAGAUGUAACCAGGUGUCCAGGAUCAAUGCCAGUAUGCCGGUUCGCAUUAUCAACGAACGGUGUUACACUGAAGACUGAAAAGUCCUGCAGCACAUACAGGAAAUGUGUUCAAGCUAUGAGAGACAAUACCGCUGCAUGCGAUAAAUGGCCCAGUGGGACUACUUGUACUGGCUGUUGCUUCGGAAACUUAUGUAACAAGAAUGAUUUCGUUGGCUGGACCAAAUCCUUUGUAUUCCAUUUGACCUUUAAAAAGUUCAACGACUAUAAAAUCCCUACUGUGAACAUAUCAAGAGCUAUGCAGCAAGAGUUAUUACACGUGACGGCAAUAUUCAGAGUUGAAUAUUGUGGAUUAGUCAACACUAAAAUAAUAUAUACUAUGUACUGUAGUGUACUUAACAAAAUAUCUAAAGAUCAACUGCGGCGCAAUAUCUCUCGCGUUUUCACCCAAUCCCAGGCCUUGAAUGACAUAGAAGUUCAGCAAGGUCACAUGAAAUUGAUUGAUGAAAUGGUUUGUGAUGAAAACACAACAUCAACUAACAAUGGAACUUUCUCCUGGCCAAUGACAAAAAUAGGAACUACUGCAGAAAUCCCAUGUCAUGCAUAUGUAGCAACAAGAUACUGUUCUUCCAGAACAGUGGGGCAUCCAGAAAUGGCAUCAAGUCAAAACAUGUCAUCACAAAAGUGUUCACCGUAUAAUGGUAUCUGGAAAGAACCAGACAUGUCUCAAUGUUACAAUACAGAGUGGAUCACUCGACGACUGAAGGACAUCGCAAGAAAAAAUAUUGAUAAAGGAAAUAUCAACAAUAUUUCGAAAGAGAUCUUAGAUAUAUCGCAAAAGUCAGUGUAUUUCAAAGAAGAACAUAUUGUCUUGACUGUAGAAAUUCUUGAGAAAAUGGUGCCGCUGAUAUCGAAAGUCUACGCAAAUAUAACAGUGAGCAAUGUACUCCGUUGUAUCAACAAUUUGAUAAACAUACCAGAGGAGGUUUUGGCUGGGGCAGAAGAAGAGAAGAGAAGUGCCAACAGAUUGAUGGAUCUUAUACAAGAAAUCCCAGAAAAGAUUCCACUGGAGGAGCAGCAAGUCACAGUUUUAUAUUCUAAUCUUGGUAUUGGUGUUUCCAAAGUGAAUCCGGACACAUUCGAUGGUCUUUUCUAUGGUGUUUCCUAUGGAACUAAUGAUGCAAAAGAAAAAGCAAUGAUAAACCCCUCACCAAAUCCCGACCAACAAGAAGCAGAUGCGAAGCUAAUGGCAUCUAUUUCAUUACCAAGGAGUUUAUUAAAACAUCUGAAAGACGAAGAAAGGUCAUCCGUUUCGCGGAUAACUUUUUUCUCCAUGCGGGACGAUAAGCUAUAUAGGCUAACACAAAACUCUAGUACCAAGCAGAAUGCUAGAAUCAACAGCCACGUUCUUGCUGCCAGUGUUCCUGACAUUCCAAUGGGCAACCUUAAUGAACCGGUGAAUAUAUCAUUCAAUUUAAUACAUCAGAAUGCCCGCAACCUACAAUGUGUUUACUGGGAUGAAAGCCCAGGACUGAAUCCGCAUUGGUCCCCAAUAGGCUGUCAUAUAUCCAGACAUGAACCUGGAAAGGAAGUGGUUUGUUCCUGUGACUAUCUUACAAGUUUUGCCUUACUAGCGGAUAUCUACCAGAAUGAAGGCGAGACAGAAAAUGCCUUUUCUAUCACAUCUAACAUUGGCUCUGGAAUAUCACUUGCCUUUCUCAUUCUUACAAUAAUAAUUCAUGUUUGUUUCAGAAAUCCAUGGGAUUUAAUGAGUUCAAAGGUUUUAGUAAGCCUGUGCUCUUCUUUGGCUGUCACUAAUUUUAUCUUCCUUGUCGGGAUGCAAUCAUACGUACAAACAAUGGCUGGUUGUAAGGCAGUGGCUGCCCUCUUACAUUACUUCCUUCUGACAUCUGUCAUGUGGAUGACUGUUGAAGCUUUCCAUGUCUAUCUAAGUGUGGUCGUUGUAUUCAAAACAUGUCAGACGUGUUUUAUGAAGAGUUCUAUUUUUUCCUGGGGUCUUCCAGCAGUCAUCGUUAUAAUUACCCUGGCAAUUAACUCCACAAACAAUUACAUCAAAAUCGCAGAGGUCUGUUGGUUGUCCGCACCAUCUUUCUAUGCUGCUUUCCUGGCUCCUGUUGCGAUCAGUCUCAUCUUCAACAUUAUCAUGCCUUCUCUCGUUAUCUGGCACCUUAUAAUGAUGCACAGUAAUAAGAGAUCUGAGCAGGAAAGAAGUAAAGUACGUGUUCUGGGCCUGGUUGGUUUGCUGUUUUUGUUUGGACUCACAUUGGUCUUUGCUUUCUUUGCUGUUAGGGAAGCAGCAAAAGUGUUUGAUUAUCUUUUUACUAUAUUCAAUACACUUCAAGGAAUGUUUAUCUUCGUAUUCUAUUGUAUAUACAAGAAAGAUACAAGAAAUAUCAUCAGGGAGUUUGUAAAUGAAAGAAAGAGAAUAAAUCAAUGGAAAAUUACCGCCGGCAGAAGUUCAAGUUCUGUUAAUGAAAUAAUGGACAAAGCAACAGAAACAAACAUAUAAGUAAAAAUCGAAACAGAGCCUCCAAGAGUCAUGUUUGAUAAUAUUUUAUAUGUUAAAAUAAUAUAUUUUUCAUAUAUAUAUUAUAUUACAUAUAUUUCCUGGUAAAAAAACUAUAUCUGUACCUUCUUAUACAACACUUUGCAACCGAGAGACUGUAUAAUCUUCAAUAAAUGUAAUCUAAACAAGUUUCAUGGCCCCACUAUUGCUUGAAACAGAGGAAAAUAGAAAAUGUUAAUUGAUUUGAAAGUAUAUUAAUAUUUUUUUCUUAUU